Molecule: messenger RNA, 270 nt
Organism: Vicia faba (fava bean)
Lineage: Eukaryota; Viridiplantae; Streptophyta; Magnoliopsida; Fabales; Fabaceae
Source: the annotation of a GenBank genome assembly
AUGCCAAAAGGUAUUAAUGAAGAUUUUGAAAAGGACGAUAUAAAUGAUGAAAUUCAAGAGGACGGCGUAGAUGCUGGAUUUCAAGAGGAUGUUAUAGGUGAUGAAUUUCAAGAGGACGACAUAGAUCUAGAUGAUGAAUUUGAAGAGGACGGUGUAGAUGGUGAAUUUCAAAAGGAUGACAUAGACGAAGAAUAUCUGGAGGACGACAUAUGUGAUGAAUUUCAAGAGGAAGACCUGGAUGACGUAUUCCAAGAAGAAAAACUUGAAUGA